Messenger RNA from Ascochyta rabiei, 3810 nucleotides. RefSeq lists its product as uncharacterized. The coding region runs from base 1 to 3810 and encodes 1269 amino acids. The transcript has 2 exons. NCBI's taxonomy places the organism in Eukaryota, Fungi, Ascomycota, Dothideomycetes, Pleosporales, Didymellaceae. The record is from RefSeq and is a predicted model, not a curated record.
AUGAACGCGAUCGACGCUCGUAUGCAGCCACAAGAUGGCCAGCGGCGUCAGCACCGCCACUUCGAGGAUGCGCCUGCUAACGGCUACACACCUCUGCCUGGCACCGGGAAUUUCUUGAUGUCAGAUGCGCAAGAUGCAUUCACAUUUUCGGCGGAGCCAACAGCCAUGGCCUAUGACAACUCGACGAUGACUCUCCCAUCGUCAAGCACGCCAGGUCAUGAUUCAGCAUUCACUCCCAACCUCGACUCCUCCUUCGACUCUACCCUCCACCCUGACAUGGUCAGUCGCUCAUACCCUCCACUCAAUGCCUAUAGUCAAGGACAGAACCUUUCUGCCGGAACCUACGCCAAUCUCGGCCCAGCUACAUCGCCGUCACACUCGGCAGAGCAUCUCAGCCCUGAGCCGGGGUACGCAAGUGACCUCAACCAGCAAAACCCGAGCAACUAUACGACGCCAAGCUUCAAUAGCCAAUAUCUUGAUGAGUCGUUCUCAAAUCUGAACUUCACUGAAGACCCCACCACCACUACCGCCUUCCCUACGUACCAAGCAGACGUGGACAUGUCGCUCUUGACGUCGGGCUCGUUGAACACAUACAACGCUCAACCGCACAUGUUGCCGACGAACGGGACAUUCUUCCACCAACAUCAGUUGAUGUCGCCUAGCAUAACGAACACUUCCAGUCCUGCGAUGGGAAAUGACAGCUCAAUAUUCAUGGCAACGCAAUUUCCUGAUGACGGCCAAAGCUCCUUCACGCCGCCUAGCCAAAUAAGUCACUUGCUGCACAAGAUACCCAGGAACCCUUUGCAGAGUCCGCCUCUGAUGAACAGUCCUGGACACGUGUCAAUGGCAAGUCCUCGUCCGCUCACACGGCACAUGACAAGUCCUAUCGUACGAGUAGAGAACUACAGCAGGGAAGAGUCUCCCUCAUAUUCGGACAACAGCAGAGGCUUUAGCAGACGAAGCCUCAGUAGCCGGCGAUCCGGCAACCACCUCUCGCCAUACCCACAGAAUGACUCGUCCGACGAAGAAGAAGAAUCACAUGAACAAUUGCACGUUCAGGCCGUGUAUCGAGAAACGGAACGCAAUGAGGAUGGCUCUUGGUUAGGUACAGCUGGUCCGGGCCAGGCUGGACUAAGCCCUAUGGAUCGUCAAGCGAUGGGAGAUAUGUUGGUACCCAGUCUUGACGAGAUUGCAGAGCGUAGGACAAAAAUGGAGAAGAAGCUCGAAGUACAAGAUUGGUUGACAAAGAGCGAGGUUGGAAGCGAAACAGGAGAUUUCGCUACAUCGAGCAGCUUUCUCAAACCCCACACCGGACGUCGUCGCGCCAAAAGCCAGAACGAUGCCAAUCGCCAAGCUCUCCAUGGCAGUUUCGGACUCGACGUACGCAGCAGUUUUGACACCUUUAAUGCCACCAACAUACCCGGACCUGGCAGAUACAUCAUCGAGCAAAGCGAAUGUGGCGAUGACGACGAAGAAGAAGAGGAAGACAAUAGUUCCGACUCACCACCAGCCUCCGUUAAUAUGCAAGCAGACCAAACAGAAAGCUCGUACUUCCCUGCUACCCGAGAGUCCAGCUCCACCACUGAUGCUAUCGUGCAGCCAUGGAUGGACGUGCCAGUGCAGCCACCGGCAACAUCAAGCCACUAUCAGCCCCCCACGUCCAAUGCUGCAAUGAUGCGCUUUCGACAGCGAGCCAAGGAUGUCGAAUCCGCAUCACUUGCUGCCACCGUUGGAUCACGCCGGCUGAGUGAGCCGGAUCUUGCCAGUAUUCGUGGGUCGCCUGGUGUUGUUCGACGCAUAGAGCCUGAGCCCCGUAAGAGCGAUGACAGGCAGCGCCGUCCAAACUUCUUACGCAAUAUCAGGCGUACUCCAAGUAACCUGCUCAAGCGCAAAGGCAGUGUGCCUGCACAACAAACUUUGGAUAUGACGUCAGACCAGUCUAAGGAUCUUGUCUUUGAGAAGCCAAAGCGGAUUGGAAGCUGGGGACGUCCCAAGUCUCCGAGAGCUAACACCAACCUCAGCGACAAAAGUAAAGACGGCGUCCCAUCUAGUUCUCUAGGUGUCUCUGCGACUUCAGGUCCAUGGUAUCAAGGAGCAAAGAACGUCAUCAAGCGAAGUCGUAGUCGAAGUGACAUUGGCCGAAGCAGAGGCGAUUCUGGAAAGUCAUUUGGCUUGGCUGAGCUUAUGACCCAGCACGGUGGACCGCCCAUGCCUAUGCUUGCUUCGCCUCUUGCAGAUACGGAAGGGAUGAAGCAGUCCGUGCACCCAGGUCUUGGUGCGGAUGAAGACGACGACGACGAUCAAGAGGCAAUUACGAUGGACCUCAAAGUGCGCACAGAUCCUAUCAUUCCUAAUCAAGAAGGAUUCCGUACACACGCUCGCCAACUGAAUCCUCGUUUGGCUGACUUCAUGGUUGAACGCAUCGCUCAGGAACAGAUCAGAAGAUACAAAAGACUGCUUGAGUUCCGAGUGAAGCACAUUAAUGUCGUACAGAAUAGAAACUGCGCGUCCGGGAAGUUCUGUACAGAGCUAGGUGGUGAAGCAAAACAGCUGCCCCCCAAAGCUGGCAACAAAGACCAUGACGCACCAUUCCUUGGUUUCCAGAUUACAACUCCAGGUGAGGAGGAGGACGAUGCUGAGCUUCCACCAGAAGGCACGGUCGUGGCUGCGCAAUUCCCCUCGGGUGUUCCUCUGCCGCCUGUCAAGCGCCUUCCAGCUGAAUUCGAAUGUCCGCUGUGCUUCAAAGUGAAGAAGUUUUUCAAACCGUCUGACUGGACAAAGCAUGUACACGAAGACGUUCAGCCUUUCACGUGCACCUUCCCUAAUUGUCAGGAACCCAAGUCGUUCAAGCGCAAAGCUGACUGGGUUCGGCAUGAGAAUGAACGUCACCGACAGCUGGAGAAUUGGACCUGCAACAUCUCUGACUGCAACCAUACGUGCUAUCGUAAGGACAAUUUCGUACAACACCUGGUCCGAGAGCACAAGAUUGCUGAGCCAAAGCAGCGGACUGGACGAGGGUCCAACAAGGAUCCGCCUGCAAGCAGCGAUGCCGAAGAUGUAUGGGCUGUUGUUGAAAGAUGUCGCCGCGAUACAACGAAGCAACCCAAGGAUGAGCCUUGUCGAUUCUGUGGCAACAUCUGCAACAGUUGGAAAAAGCUCACUGUUCAUCUGGCGAAGCAUAUGGAGCAGAUCAGCAUGCCUAUACUCCCGCUGGUCGAACAGAAGCUCCUCAACGCCGAUACCAUCAUCAGCCCUGUACAGGAGUUCCCAGACACACGCAAGCUAUCAGCCGUGUUUUCCAGAAAGCCUGUUCCUAGCCCCUUACAGCCGAGCCCCAACACGACUUUUGGGCCAGGUAUCAAUCCUUUUAGACCGCACGAUCCAAGCGAGGCAGCGGCCAAUGUAGUGCACUCGUACCCUCCACCCCAAAUGGUGGCACCGCAGCAAAGUGGGUACGCGGCCUACGCUGCAAACAACAUGCAUUAUACGAAUCAGACCUAUCCCGGAACCCCAAACCCCCCCAAAACCCCCAUGGUGUAUACCAACGAGUUCCCGUUGCAGGACCCGUCGUACGUGAACAUGGGCCCCGUGUCUGCGAUUCAACAACAGGAGCAGGCCAUGUUCACAAACUCUCCGACGGAGACGACUGCUUUCCCCAGCUACUUGGCUCCUGACCAGCAGAACAUGAUGGGUGGGCGUUUCGAUGCAGCGAUGCAGAUGCAGUAUCAGCAGCAGGCGGCCACGGGGACCUACCAGGCUAUGGACUAUUUGACGAACCAGCAGCAGCAAAACUAUCAAUAUCAAGGAUAG